AAUCUUUUAUACUCUCUCUUCUAGGGUUAUAGCUUAUAGGUUAAUCUUUAAUCACAUAAUAGUCUCUAUUUUUUGGCUCUCUCUUCUUUACAUAAUCUUUCUAGGGUUUCUUCUAAUCCUCUUUUUCUGGGUUUUCAAGAUCAAUUCACACUCUUCAUCGCAAAUCCUACUUCGUUUUCUUUUUCUCUUCCUUUUUUUCAGGUUCUACAAAAAUGGUGAGAGGAAAGACUCAGAUGAAGAGAAUAGAGAACGCAACAAGCAGGCAAGUAACCUUUUCAAAGAGAAGAAAUGGACUGCUUAAAAAGGCCUUUGAGCUAUCAGUUCUUUGUGAUGCUGAAGUUGCACUUAUCAUCUUCUCUCCUAGGGGAAAGCUCUAUGAGUUCUCCAGUUGCAGUAUUUAUAAGACAAUAGAGAGGUAUCAGAAGAAAGCCAAGGAUCUAGGAAUCAGCAUCAAAACUGUUCAAGAAUGCACCAGCCAGCACAUGAAGGAAGAUACUUUUAGCUUGGCAAAGAAGAUCGAGCUUCUUGAAGUUUCUAAAAGAAAAUUGCUUGGAGAUGGGUUAGAACCAUGUUCAGUUGAUGAGCUGCAGCAAUUAGAAAAUCAACUGGAGCGGAGCUUAACCAGAAUUAGAACAAGAAAGAAUCAGCUGUUCGGAGAGAAGAUCGAGAAGCUGAGGGAAGAGGAGAAAAUCUUGAUGGAAGAAAACACAAAGUUGAGGAAGAAGUGUGGGAUGAAACCAAUGGAGCUGACAACAAAGAAGCAACAGAUAGCAGACAGAGAAAGCAUGGAGGUGGAGACUGAAUUGUUCAUAGGUCCACCGGAGACACGAAUUGCUCAAAAACCUUAGACACAUUUUUACCAUUCACAUAUAAAAAAGAAGAAGAAAAAUAAAAAGUGUUGGUUUCAUCAGCAGAAUGAUGGUGUUCAUCAUCCUUUUAAUCCACGUCUAAUUAUGAUCAUUAAACCAAAUAAAUUUUUGUCAAUAACCCAUAUAGAAAAGCUGUGAUAUAAGUAAACCAAUUUGUCUGGACUAAA
Molecule: messenger RNA, 1036 nt
Organism: Ricinus communis (castor bean)
Lineage: Eukaryota; Viridiplantae; Streptophyta; Magnoliopsida; Malpighiales; Euphorbiaceae
Product: agamous-like MADS-box protein AGL19
Exons: 8
Coding region: 213-848 (211 amino acids)
Biological process (GO): positive regulation of transcription by RNA polymerase II
Cellular component (GO): nucleus
Molecular function (GO): DNA-binding transcription factor activity, RNA polymerase II-specific; RNA polymerase II cis-regulatory region sequence-specific DNA binding; protein dimerization activity
Source: RefSeq, a predicted model, not a curated record